AUAUAUAGCAUACAAUUGUAAAAACACACUGUAACAAGCAGCAAAAAUGAAGGGAGCAGUCGUUGCAGUUUUGGUUGCUGUAGCUCUUGUUCAACUCAUGGCAAUGCCAGGAGAGGCAGUGGAUUGUGGGCAAGUGAAUUCAUCUUUGGCCCCUUGCAUUCCCUUCCUGACUGGAGCAGACACCGCUCCAUCAGCUGCAUGUUGUGGUGGAGUCAAGAAUUUGAAGGCGCUUGCUCCAACCACAGCCGAUAGGCGAGCUGCCUGUGACUGUGUUAAGGCUGCUGCCUCUCACUAUCCAAAUAUAAAUGAAGAUUCUGCCUCUUCACUCCCUAAAAAAUGUGGGGUUGAAGUUACUAUCCCCAUUUCCAAAAACACCAACUGUCAGAAGUAA
This is a messenger RNA of Jatropha curcas, 391 nucleotides long. The record is from RefSeq and is a predicted model, not a curated record. NCBI's taxonomy places the organism in Eukaryota, Viridiplantae, Streptophyta, Magnoliopsida, Malpighiales, Euphorbiaceae.